This is a messenger RNA of Neolamprologus brichardi, 1845 nucleotides long. The record is from RefSeq and is a predicted model, not a curated record. NCBI's taxonomy places the organism in Eukaryota, Metazoa, Chordata, Actinopteri, Cichliformes, Cichlidae.
AUGGAUAAUAAGGCACUGGAACUGGACUCUGUUAGCCUCCCUAUGGAGGAGGUGGUCACGUGUAAUGGUGACAGCCAGCCUGCUGCUCAGCCUCAGCUGCAGCAGGAGGUAUCCAUGCUGACCCACCUGAAGAAGGUUGAGAACCAGAUCACCGAGGCACAGCGAUUCACCCACCUACCCCGACGCUCAGCUGUUGACCUGGAGUUCAUCAACAUCUCCUACACCAUUCGGGAGGGACCGUGCUGGAGGAGGAGAGGUUUCAAAGCCUUAUUAAAGUGCCUGUCAGGACGGUUCUGCAGCAGGGAGCUUAUAGGGAUCAUGGGGCCAUCGGGGGCAGGGAAGUCCACCCUGAUGAACAUUCUAGCAGGGUACAGGGAAACAGGGAUGAAGGGUCAGAUCCUGGUAAAUGGGAAACCCAGGGACCUGAGGACCUUCAGGAAAAUGUCCUGCUACAUCAUGCAGGAAGACAUGCUGCUGCCACACCUCACUGCCAGGGAGGCCAUGAUGGUUUCAGCCAACUUAAAGCUGAAUGAAACUAUGGAUGUGAAGAAGGAACUGGUGAACGAGAUUCUGACUGCUUUAGGGCUCCUUGACUGCGCCCACACUCGUACCAGCUCACUGUCAGGUGGUCAGUGUAAACGUCUGGCCAUCGCCCUCGAACUGGUUAACAAUCCUCCAGUCAUGUUCUUUGAUGAGCCCACCAGUGGCUUAGACAGCGUGUCAUGCUACCAGGUGGUGUCCCUAAUGCGUUCUCUGGCACAGGGCGGGCGUACCAUCAUCUGCACUAUUCACCAGCCCAGUGCCAAACUGUUUGAGAUGUUUGACAAGCUUUACAUCCUCAGUCAGGGACAGUGCAUCUACAAAGGCACCGUCCCUUACCUCAUACCCUAUCUGAAGACGCUCGGCCUCUACUGUCCUACCUACCACAACCCUGCAGACUUCAUCAUUGAAGUGGCAUCAGGAGAGUAUGGAGACAUGAACCCGGUGCUGUUUGAAGCAGUCCAAGGUGGAAUGUGUGCUUUAGAGGAGAAGAAUCAAUCAGUCUGUGCAACAAUCUGCCCCGUUGAUGCCAGGCACAUAGAAAGCCACACUUUUGCCACAAGUACGCUAACACAGUUCUGCAUCCUCUUCAAGAGAACCUUCAUAACUGUAUGUCGAGACCAGGUUUUGACCCACCUCAGAGUGAUAUCCCACAUCUGCAUAGGUGUGUUAAUAGGUUUGCUCUAUCUCAACAUUGGCAAUGAUGCCAGCAGGGUGUUUAACAACACUGGAUUUCUCUUCUUCUCUAUGCUCUUCCUCAUGUUUGGAGCACUCAUGCCUACUGUGUUGACCUUUCCUCUCGAGAUGUCUGUAUUCCUGAGGGAGCAUCUGAACUACUGGUACAGCCUGAAAGCCUACUACCUGGCCAAGACCAUGGCUGAUAUUCCCUUCCAGGUGAUCUGCCCCAUCAUGUACUGCAGCAUAGUGUACUGGAUGACAGAGCAGCCUCCUGAGGCAAGUCGCUACCUGCUCUUCAUAGCCCUGUCCACCUGCACUGCCCUGGUAGCCCAGUCGCUUGGGCUGUUGGUUGGCGCUGCCUCCACCUCACUGCAGGUAGCCACAUUUGUAGGGCCUGUUACAGCUGUGCCUGUGCUGCUGUUCUCUGGAUUCUUUGUCAACUUUGACACCAUCCCCAAGUAUCUGCAGUGGAGCUCCUAUGUGUCCUACGUCAGGUGGGUGUCGCUGGGAGGAACAUCACAGCUGCAGGUUCAGUCGGGUCCACGGGGUUUUGAGGAAGGACACAUUGCUUUCCUGUCUGUACACCAUCACAGCACAUUUUACAUCAAGCAUUUAAGAAAAGAUUGA